GUACACGUCGACGUCGAUCGCGGCUGCGCAGCCACCACACCUGCCCUCGUCCCAGUCGUCGUCUUCCGUCGUUGUCCCCGACGUCCUCCACGUCUCUCCCCAUUUCUCGUCCCUCCUUUUCUCCCCCUUCCGUCUCGUCUCUGGUUGCGUUGGUUCCCCCAUGUCGGGCGGCGUCAGAGUCCGCGCCGGGAGAGCACCCUCUCCUCCACCUCUUCCUCACGCAGCACCGCAAAGCGCGCGAUUUCCCCGCCCACAACACGACCAUCUGGAUGCAGAUGCACGGAGAGAAGCCGCCUCGAAAGGCUACCUGCCGACACGCAGAGGCUACGCGCCCGGAGGCCUUAACAUAACCUCCGCAGAAUGGAAGCUACUCAUCCUCAUAUCCUUGGUUGCAGUGUUCGUGCGGUUGUACCGUAUAUCGCAGCCAGAUAGCGUUGUUUUCGACGAGGUACACUUUGGCAAGUUCGCAUCCAAGUACAUCAAGUCGCAGUACUUCGUCGACGUGCACCCUCCACUAGCCAAGCUCCUCAUCACGCUUUCAGGCUUCAUCUUUGGAUAUGAUGGCAACUUCGACUUCAAGGAUAUCGGCAAGGUGUACGAGGCCAAUGUUCCAUACGUCGCCAUGCGUAUGGUACCCGCUCUCCUCGGCGUAGCCACUGUCCCCGUAGCAUACCUCACACUGCGCGCCCUUGAUUGCCGUGCGACGACCGCGCUCCUCGCCUCCCUCUUCAUCACCUUCGAAAACGGCCUUGUGACCCAGUCCCGGCACAUCCUCCUCGACUCGCCUCUCGUCUUCUUCACGGCUCUCACCGUCUUCUUCUGGACGUGCUUCUGUAACGAAGACAAACACGAGCCAUUCACUGAAACCUGGUGGGCCUGGCUCGUGUUCUCGGGUCUCUCGCUUGGCGCGGUCGUCAGCUGCAAGUGGGUCGGGCUGUUCACUAUCGCCACUGUCGGUGUCAGCACCCUGAGACAACUCUGGACACUUCUGGGUGACUUGCGUGUCUCGCCACGCUUGUUCAUGCGGCACUUCAUGGCGCGCGCUAUUUGUCUCAUCCUGGUCCCAAUGCUGUUCUACAUGUUCAUAUUCUGGAUCCACUUCAUUAUCCUGCAGAACCCUGGUGACGGAGACGGCUUCAUGAGCUCUGAGUUCCAGCAUACGCUCAACGGUCGGGGCAUGGCCGACACUUUCGCUGAUAUCGGCAUCGGUUCCAAGGUGACCAUCCGCCAUGUGAACACGCAAGGUGGCUACUUGCACUCGCACCCUUCCAACUACCCCAGCGGCAGCAAACAACAACAAAUCACCCUGUACCCGCACCGCGACACCAACAACGAAUGGAGAGUGCUCAACGCGACGCGGGACGGCGACCCAGACCACGACUGGGAGGGCAAGCCGCUCGCGUUCAUCGAGCACGGCAUGAAAAUCAAGCUGAAGCACAUCACUACGGACAAGCACCUGCACUCACACGAUCACCGGGCACCCGUGUCCGACGUCGACUUCCAGAACGAGGUCGCGGGCUACGGCGUGCCUGGCUACGCGGGCGACGCCAACGACGACUGGGUGGUCGAGAUCUCCGAGGGUGACAAGCGGGACCGGGAGUCGAGCAAGCGCCUGAGGACGUUGCGGACGCAUUUCAGGCUGAGGCACGCCAUGUCGGGAUGCUAUCUGUUCUCGCACAAGGUCAAGCUCCCGGAAUGGGGCUUCGAGCAGCAGGAGGUGACGUGCAAUAAGCAAGCCGUGAAGCUGAACUCGCUGUGGUUCGUUGAGACAGCGGAACACCCGAUGCUUCCCGCCGACGCGCCCAAGGUCAAUUACAAGCUCCCGGGCUUCUUCCGCAAGUUCCUCGAGUUGCAGCAGGUGAUGUGGACGACGAACGCUGGACUGACGGAUCGGCACACCUUUGACUCUCGUCCCGAGUCUUGGCCCCGCCUGCGCCGUGGCAUCAACUUCUGGGUGAAGGACCAUCGUCAAAUCUACCUGCUAGGCAACCCUAUGGUGUGGUGGUUCAGCACUGCAAGCGUGUUCGCCUAUAUCGUCACUCGCGGCUUCCUCGUCCUACGAGCCCAGCGUGGCUACAGGGACUUUGAAAGCACCCACGUGGUCAAGUACGACACACUGUGUGGGUUCCUGUUCGUCGGUUGGUUGCUGCACUACUUCCCGUUCUACAUCAUGAAGCGUCAGCUGUUCCUGCAUCAUUACUUCCCUGCGCUUUACUUCGCGAUCUUGCUCUCGUGCGGCGUUUUCGACCUCGUCACGUCCACGCUCAAGCCGCGCAUCCGCCUGCAGAUCGCGGCGGUCCUUCUGAUUGUGGUGAUCUGGAACUUUGUGUACCUCAGCCCGAUCGCAUACGGGAACUCGUGGACGCGGAAGAAGUGCGAAAACGCGAAGUGGCUGAAGACGUGGGACCUUGCUUGCAAUGAAUUCUACGAUGACACCUCGCUUUACAAUACACUGCCCGCAACACCGCAGAAAUCAGCUGCCGUACCGACCGCGGAGCAAGUCGUGCCUCCCGUCCAGCAAGAGCCUGUGAACGCGAAGAACGUCCCCGCUGACGAAGAAAAGGCGGCUGAGACGUCUGCCGACUUCGGGCAGGCUGAGCCUGGACGGAACGUGUUCGAGGGUGUACUGCACGAAGAGUUGAAGAGCAAAGCGGAGAACCUGCCAGUCAAAGCAUCAGAAGACGCUGCCGCUGCGCAGCCCACAGACCUGCCCCCGCCGCCAAUUGAGUACGCUGACCCGGAGCCCAAGCACGAAGGCAAGCCUGCCGCUGAGGCUGCAGCGGGCGCUGACGCAGCGGCCGAGAAGCCUGCGGCUCCGGCAGCUCACAAGCACAGCGACGACGAAGACGCCAAUCCGCGCGUGGAGGAAGUGCUCGCGCAGAUGUCGCAGGUUAUGGCGAAGGUCGAGGCAGUGCUCGCGGAGGAGAAAAAGCAAGACGACACAGGGGUCGACCCGGUCAUCCCGGGGACGGAGCCGGAGAAGGAGGGCGAGGGCGAAACCCCGCAGAGGGCGCAGGGCGCUCAGCAGGAGGAGGAAGCGGAGGCAGAUCGGGUGAGGGGAGAGCUGUUCCCGGACGCGCACCUCGACUAGUUGUUGGUUCGUAGUGUAUAUUUAUCGUCUUGUAGUUAAUGUAUCCCUUCUGGGACGUCGUUUCUGCGAAACUUGGAGGAACAUCCAUACCCAUUGCCUCAUUGACAU
Rhodofomes roseus is the source of this 3199-nucleotide messenger RNA. Its product is annotated as mannosyltransferase 1. The record is from RefSeq and is a predicted model, not a curated record. The transcript has 10 exons. Bases 161 to 3091 code for a protein of 976 amino acids. Gene Ontology annotation, molecular function: dolichyl-phosphate-mannose-protein mannosyltransferase activity. Gene Ontology annotation, biological process: protein O-linked glycosylation via mannose. Gene Ontology annotation, cellular component: membrane; endoplasmic reticulum. Lineage: Eukaryota; Fungi; Basidiomycota; Agaricomycetes; Polyporales; Fomitopsidaceae.